This is a messenger RNA of Octopus sinensis (East Asian common octopus), 1011 nucleotides long. Its product is annotated as ribosome-binding protein 1-like. The transcript is spliced from 2 exons. Bases 1 to 1011 code for a protein of 336 amino acids. Lineage: Eukaryota; Metazoa; Mollusca; Cephalopoda; Octopoda; Octopodidae. The record is from RefSeq and is a predicted model, not a curated record.
AUGUUAGCCCAACAUGAUUUCGCCUUUCAGCUGAAGGUGUUUGUAACAAUAGUGAGAGAUUUAGAAUAUGGACAAGAACCAGAUAUACCUGUGAAAUUAUGCCAGUCAAAGGCCAAUGUGUUCGCCUUCAAAAGAAACUGUAGUAGGUUAGCCUACACCAAAAAUACGUCUGGAAUAGAUGCAACCAAAUUGAAAGUUGCUGAAGGUUCACCUUCUGAUAAAGCUGUAAUAACAGCUAAAGUUGCUGAAGGUUCGCCUUCUGAUGAAGCUGCAAUAACAGCUAAAGUUGCUGAAGGUUCGCCUUCUGAUGAAGCUGUAAUAACAGCUAAAGUUGCUGAAGGUUCGCCUUCUGAUGAAGCUGUAAUAACAGCUAAAGUUGCUGAAGGUUCGCCUUCUGAUGAAGCUGUAAUAACAGCUAAAGUUGCUGAAGGUUCGCCUUCUGAUGAAGCUGUAAUAACAGCUGAAGUUGCUGAAGGUUCGCCUUCUGAUGAAGCCGUAAUAACAGCUAAAGUUGCUGAAGGUUCGCCUUCUGAUGAAGCUGUCAUAACAGCUAAAGUUGCUGAAGGUUCGCCUUCUGAUGAAGCUGUAAUAACAGCUAAAGUUGCUGAAGGUUCGCCUUCUGAUAAAGCUGUCAUAACAGCUAAAGUUGCUGAAGGUUCGCCUUCUGAUGAAGCUGUAAUAACAGCUAAAGUUGCUGAAGGUUCGCCUUCUGAUGAAGCUGUAAUAACAGCUAAAGUUGCUGAAGGUUCGCCUUCUGAUGAAGCUGUAAUAACAGCUAAAGUUGCUGAAGGUUCGCCUUCUGAUGAAGCUGUAAUAACAGCUAAAGUUGCUGAAGGUUCGCCUUCUGAUGAAGCUGUAAUAACAGCUAAAGUUGCUGAAGGUUCGCCUUCUGAUGAAGCUGUAAUAACAGCUAAAGUUGCUGAAGGUUCGCCUUCUGAUGAAGCUGUGAAAGCAGCCAAAGUGAUUGAAGGUUCGCCUUCCAAAGGAAAAAAAAAAGUGAUGAGACUAUAA